UUGGCCACCGGCUGCGGCCCUUGGGGCCCCGGCUUCCCUCAGCCACCGCUGGCUCCUCCUUGUUCCACUGGAAGUGUGAGGAGAACUCGCCGUCUGCUCCCCAGUGCGCCCCUCAAGAGCAGCUGAGGGUUUUCUUCUGCUCUCCGUCCAUCUUAGUCCAGCCCCUCAGUGCUGUUGGAGGAUCCCCUUCGGCGUGUGGGCUCCCACCGAAUGGUUGAUUCAGUGUUAGUGAUGGCUGCUGCCUCUGAGGAGAAACUGCUUCCAAAUAAGACAGAAAUUGUGGUCUGGAAGCCCAGAAAAGAAUGUUUGCAGCAGAAUAUUCCAAAUGUUCCUGAUGGCAAGUCUGAGGAGAGUGAAUCUGCUUCUACCUCUCCCAGUGAAGGUGAUGUUAGUGGCUCUACUGAUGAGGGCUGGUACAAUAUAUAUGCUGACCUGGAUGUGUGGGAUAAUGAAGUUUCUAGUAUACCUGAGUCUUCAGGGCAGCAAGAUGCAUCUGAGCAUGAGGUGGAAGACUGGGAUAGAGAACUAGAGGAGUUCACAUGUGGUCCUUACGAUGCUGACGAUCUCUCCUGUGGAAGCUUUGAGGAAAAUAAUCUUUCCAGCUCGUAUGUAUGGAAGGAGGAUUGGUUUUACAACCCGGGCUGUCAUCAUGCACCUUGCUUUGUUUUUCCACCACGAGUUAGAACAGUUGAGAAGGGCCAGUUUGAUGAUGCUGAUGAAUGAGGUUGAGCCUGGUCAGAAAUAAGUUUGGCUUCUGUGUUGGAUUAUGUUCUUCAGCGACUGUGCUGUGUCAAGUCCCUUGGCUUUUUUUCAGAGUUGGGCCUGAGGCCAGAAAUGUGUCACCAUCUCAAGGUUUUUGCUUUGAUUGUUUCUGAGCUGUUCAUAAACUGCCCAUCCUUGCCCAGGAGACAAGAGUGCAAAUGCUGGGUGUAAGGAGUCAGUGCAUUUCUGGAGGAUUUGUUUGUAUUAUAUAGAGCUAUAUUGCUGAUUAAUUGUUUGAGGAGAAGUAUUUAAUUUCUAAACUUCAGCUUGUUUGCUAGGCUUCUGUCAGUUUUGACAUGCUGAUCCUUAUGUUUUUGUGUAACUUUUAGUUUUCUUUCCUUUUCAUUUGAUGUUAUCUGAUUGGUUUGGAUAACUUUAAGAACUGUCCCUCCUUCAAGCUUGUCUGUUAUAUUUCCAUAUGGUUCUAAUGUUCACUUGUGAUUCUUGUACUGGUGUUUAACAAAAUCAGCUGUGGUGAGUAUAGAAGUUGUUUUGUGUUUAUUUUUGUGUAUUUCAGCAGCAAGGAAUUACAAAUACAUGAUACACAUUUUGCAAAUACAUGUGUUGAUAUAUAAGGGGGCCUUCUCCAUCCAGUAGGAAUGCUGGGUGCAUAAGGCUGCCUCCCAAAAAAGAUUUCUCCACAUCAGACCUUCUUGUGUAUGGGCAUAUUACCCUAGAAUCACACAGUUCUCUUUAUUAUAUUCUCAUGCAACUUCAGAUGUGUAAUGACAAAGAAAAUAUCUAUGCUUAUAUGUAUAUUGCAGUAUAUAAUCUCAGUGUUCUGCAGACAGUAGUGAAUUAAGGUUCCUGAUGGUGUUCUGCUGUUUGUGUUGUGGCAAAUGAGAGGAUGGGAACACAAAAUUACCUCCACAGAGACCCUAAGAGAAGAGGAGGAGCUAGAACCAUAUCCUUCUCACCUUUGCUCUGGAGAUAAAGGAAGUGUUCUCAAAUGAAAUAUGUCUCUCAGUGUUAUUAUCUGACAAAAUGUGGUACCUGCACUACUGGCAAUGGUGUCCUCUCAUCUCCAUGGUCCCUCCCAAAGCAGGAUAGCCUGAAGACUAGGACAAAAUCCUGUGCAUUACAGCGGUGUUGGCAUAUCUUGAGAGACCAGAACUGUGAUGAUGCCACAUAUUCCAAAUUUCUUCUGAUUUCAUGUUUUCUGUGCUGAUUUUUAAGAUCUGUCAGAGGUGUGGCUGAUCCAGCUGGAGGAGAGUGCAGUGAUGGCCUUUCACCCUGCAGCAUCCACAGAAGAGAAGGAGGAGGAGAGUGUGAGUCUCUAAUGUGUAGUACUCAUGGCCUGAUUCAUCCUUGACUUGAGCAGGCUCUAGGAGUGCCUAAAGUGAAGGUGAAAACCAGGAGAUGAAGUAACACCAAAUGGCUGGUGUAACUCUGACAUGUACAUAAAAUCUCCUAGUCCUUACAUCAAACUACUUGGUUAUUUCAGGGUGGUAACUGUACCAUUCUUCCUGAGGUUUAUGAGUAAGAUACCUGUUUUAGGUCUUUGCUAGCCUUAGGUCCAUCUGCUCUGUAAGAGUUGGAGUUGUGUGCUCUUUAGCUGGAGUAAGAAAAAUCCCAUAUAGUUCUGUCCACAGAGAAGAAUGGGAUUAAAUUUUGAAUUACCUCAGUAACCAUAUCCUCUUUUUCAUAUUAAAUGAAUAGGGAACUGCUUAUUUAAAUUCUACAAACAGCUUUGAAAAUAGCCAAGUGUCCUCACAGAUCUGCAACAUGCAUUCUAGAUAGAUUGUUGUUUAAACAAAAUGCUUCCCAUAAUAUGCACCCUUACAAGUACAUACUUGGGUCCAUUCAGGGCAUGUUUCUGAAAGAGCUUUUUCACCAAAACCAAUGUGUUUGAAAGUUCAAUUUUCUGGCACUUUUGAAUCUGCUCCCUGAACGCAUUCUGAGGCUUGGAAACAUCAUGUGGUUUGUAUAAAUAAAAACACCAAAUUGCCUGGGGUGCAUCUGUGGCCCUUGCUGUGCAAGCUGGCUGUUUCUCUGCCAUCAGCCUGACAUUUCCAAUCAAGUUUUUAAUGGACUCCUGGGGCUCCCCCAGUUUCUGUUCAAGCAGAAUCUGGCACCAGUCUCCCCAAGUCCAUAGCAAUGAAAAGCUUUAUUUUAGCUUUUGAUUGUACAGAAAUUUAGUGACAGUAGGAAAGAAAUAAAAUGGUUGGAUGAGUGCCAGAAUAGCAGGAAAGAGCUGUCUUUAGAAAAAAUUCAUAACCUGCAUUUUAUUUUGUCAAAUUAGGAAGCGCAAAGUAUAAGGCAACCAUAGAUCAGACUUCUCUGUAAUCUUUCCCAGAUUUUGACAGAUUGACAAUUUUAAUUAAGAGUGCUUUGUUUAAUUCAUUUUGUCUUUACACCUGAGAGUGUUCACAGGCCUGUGCAGGUUUGGACUGCAAUUCCGCUCUUUUUUUUUUUAAAUAUAAUUGUUGGUCAUUAAAAGAAAUUGAGGUAAA
This is a messenger RNA of Cyanistes caeruleus (blue tit), 3215 nucleotides long. The record is from RefSeq and is a predicted model, not a curated record. Lineage: Eukaryota; Metazoa; Chordata; Aves; Passeriformes; Paridae.